Molecule: messenger RNA, 4722 nt
Organism: Eriocheir sinensis (Chinese mitten crab)
Lineage: Eukaryota; Metazoa; Arthropoda; Malacostraca; Decapoda; Varunidae
Product: RRP12-like protein
Exons: 17
Coding region: 87-4178 (1363 amino acids)
Source: RefSeq, a predicted model, not a curated record
CAGACCAAGAGCUCUCCACGUGUCCGCCAUUGCUCGACCUGCCGCCUUAUUUUUCACAUUUUCGGACACCCCCACAGGACACCCCCAUGGCCAAAAUGCGGAUGAAGAAGACCAGCGCGAAGGGCCAUAAGUGGAAGAAAGGGCAGAGUUGCCUCUCCAACCCUGAGACUAGCAAGCACCGGAAGGCCGCGCGAGGAUGUUUCUUCCAGCCAGGCAACAGCAACCUCACACAGGCUGCCAUCGCCGAGCACAACGAAGCCAUGCGGGAGGGCCGAGCCUCCCGGCAGAUGAAGGAGCUGGAGGUGGAUGAGGAUGACUUGCGGAGUGGAUGUGGAAAGACCUUCAACACAUUUGCCACGAACUUCUCCACCUGUACCCUGCCAGCCUUUGAGAAGUUCUUCCGCACCUUCGACGCAGGCUCGGACCAGCACACCCGCAUGUUGGGCAUCCACGCAGCUGCCCAGGAGUACCUCAGGGAGACGGGUACGCCGGAGUCAUCCACUGCCUACUACUGCAGCCUGAUGGUGACCCUGGAGGGUGUCCGUGGCAGCGAGGAGGACACGGCCGCAGCUCUGGCCCUGCUGGCAAGGGUGGCGAGGCGCGUGGCCCGGGACGUCCUGAGGGCCAAGUUCGCUGAGUUCUCGGCCACGCUGAUAGCCACCCUUAAGCGCUACGGAGACUCAAACAACUCCAGACUGGUGGCCAAUGCUAUAGGGUCGCUGUCCGUGCUUCUCCGAGCCCAGGACCGCAGUGAGUGGACCAACCCAUCGACCCUGGACCUGUUCAACUCCAUCAUGGCCUACAAUGUUCACCCUAAGCCUAAGAUCCGCAAGGCUGCCCAGUACAACACAUGUGCUAUACUCUGGGGUUCGGCGUUUAUACUGUGUGAGGCGGAGGCGGCCGGAACAACAACAACAACAACAACAGCGGAGACGAAAAAAGAGGAAGAAGAGGAAGAUAGCCCCAAACCAGGUGCGUCCAUGACCACAUCAGCCGCCGCAGCCGCCCCCAGGCACCCAGCGGCGGGGGCGGCUGCGGAGUUCUGCCUAGUGAACCUCCGGGCCGCCACAGAGCUGGGGAACACCAAGACCGCCCUGCAUACCUUGGUCCUACUGAGACAGGUCAUUGCCUCCCUGCCCCGGAAACAGCUUAAGGCCGUGUGUGAGUGCCUUCUCUCCAUCAUGCAAGUUGGCCGCGCCCUCGUCAACACCUGCGCCCUACAAGCCCUCCACGCCCUCUUCGCAGCCCACCCGCCCCCUGAGGUCCUGCCUGCCCACACCAACGCAGCCCUGGUCGCCGCGCUCACCCAGGGCGCUACGGGUGGGGCUGGGGGGGUCGGAGGGGUGCCGGUCCCAGGGAAGAAUGACCCCCAGCCCGCGUGUGCUUGGAUUACAGUUGUCACGGUUGCGGUUAUGAAUAUGUGCAGGCUGGAGGAGGAGGCAGGAAUGGGUCAGCUGCUGAGAUGGUUUGAAGUGUUGGUCCCUUACUGGCAGAGUGACCAUGCCUCCGUCAGAACCAAGGUGCGUGAGUCCCUGGAUGUGUUGCUGCGUGAGUGUGUGGUGGCGGCCAGCGAGGGUGUGCGUGGCGGUGCGGCGGAGGGGCUGUGGGCGGUGGUGUGUGAGGGGCUGUCCCUGCAGUACCAGGCGGCCUGGGGGGAGGUGUUCCGGGUGCUGGAGGCCGCCUUCCCCGCCCUGGGUCCUGCCCGGCCGGCCGCCGCCCAGCCCUGCCUGGCCAGCCUGUGCCAGCUGAUGGCCAACCCCCGGCUGCCCCAGCGCCCCGCCCUGGAGCGUGCCGUGGGGGCGGCGGUGGCGGCCCUGGGCCCCGAGUCGCUGCUGGCCCUGGUGCCGCCGCGGGCCACCGGGGACGUGGAGCAGGACGAGGGCGGCUGGUGGACGCUGCCGCUGCUGAGGCGCUUCGUGGCGGCCGCCGGGCUGGGGCCAUUCCUGGACCACCUGCUGCCCCUGGCCGCCCGCUGCCACGCCCUGCUGGACGGCCUGGACAAGCAGGGCCGCCGAGACUCCCUGCUGGCCGCCACCUACCGCCAGGUGGAGCAGCAGGUGUGGGCGGCCCUGCCCGCCUUCUGCCGGGGGGCGGGGGACGUGGAGGAGGCGCUGGGCCGGGACGGCUUCCCCCGCCUGCUGUGUGACCACCUCAAGCACCGGCCAGACACACGGCCACACGUCAUGGAGGCCCUGCGCCUCAUGCUGGCCGCCGUGCCCCCCAACCCCCCGCCGGGCCAGCCGCCGCCCCGCCUGGCCCUGUACGCCAAGAACUACCUGCCGGCCCUGUUCAACGUGUACCUCACCGUGCCCGGCGUCGAGGGCGUGGCCCCCGGCCAGCGCCAGGCCGCCCUGGCCACCGUGCGGGCCUUCGCCGCCGUGCUGGAGCCGCCCCGUGCGGCGGAGCUGCUGGCCAUGGUGCUGGGCCGCCACACGCAGGCCGUGGAGGCCGGUGCCGGCCCUGACCACACCCUGCGCCGCCGCGCCCUGCUGGACCUGGCCGCCGCGCUGCUGCCCCGCCUGGACGGCCCCGCCCUGGCCACCCUGUACGGCCACGUGCUGCCGCUGCUGGACUACCAGGAGCAUGGCCUGCAGAAGGCUGCCUACCGCCUGCUGGAGGCCGUGCUGGCCGGGGAGACGCCCGCCACGGCCGCCCUGGUGGAGGAGCGGCUGGAGGAGCUGGGCGGCCUGCUGCUGGGCGGCCUGGCCAAGGCGGCCCCCAGUGCCCGGGCCCCCAGGCUGCGGUGCCUGCGGCUGCUGCUGCUGCGCCUGGGGCCGGAGGUGGCCAGGGAGCGGCGGGAGGAGGUGCUGCGCCGCGUGGUGGGGGAGGCCGUGGUGUGCUGUGGCCGGGCCAUGUCCCAGGCCACGCGCAAGGCCGCCUUCCUGCUGGUGUCUGAGGUGGGGGCCGCCAUCCAGCGCUCCGAGGGGUGCACGGCUGAGGACACAGUGGUGCGGGCGCUGGAGCUGCUGCUGGCGGGCCUGGUGGGCUCCCCGGCCCUGGCGGCGGCCACCAUGCUGGCCCUGACAGCCCUCACCUACCAGUACCGGGAGCAGCUGACGGCCCAGGUGGUGGCCGUGCUGGUGCAGAACACCUGCGUACAGCUGCUGUGCCCCAGCCGGGAGAUUGUGGCCUCCUGCCUCUCCUUCAUCAAGGCCCUGCCGGCCCUGCUGACCCCCGCCCGCCUGGCCCCGCACCUGCCGGCCAUCGUGCAGGCCAUGACCAACAUGACCCCGGACUGCCAGCGCAAGUACAGGCUCAAGACACGGGACAUCCUGGACAGACUGAUGCGACGCUAUGGGGCGGACGCCAUCGCUGCCCUGGUACCCCCCGGAGACACGAUCCUUCACAAACGCAUUCGCAAUCUCCGAAAGUUGGCUAGCCGUAAGGAGAGGGAGAGGGAGGAGCGGAGGAGGACGGAGGGGGAGGAGGAGGAGGAGGAGGACGGACUGGGCUCACGCGCUCUUCCUGCAAGCUUGGACGAAAUUUUAGCUGAGAUCGACUCGGAGGAGGACGAGAAGGAGGAGGAGGAGGAGGAGGAGGGGGGGAAGAGGAGGAAGAUGAUGAAGAAGAAGAAGAAGAAGGGGAACACUUGGAUCAGGGAAGAUGACGAUGAAAUAGUGGACCUCCUUGACGCCUCCGCCGGCCAGGCCAUCAUGUCGGGCCGGGCGGCUGCGGCGGCGGCCCGGGGCGGCGGCCGGACCAAGGCAAGGGCGGGGCGGGGCUUUGAAAUGGACAAGGAAAGUGGGAAGCUGAUCAUCACAGAAAACGGGAAGAAGGAGAAGGAUGGGGGUGUUGAUGAGCUGGACUUCACCGAGGAUAUGGACGACAUCUUGGGGUUGAAGGGGGCGGCUGGCGGCAGCGGCAAGGUCAAGAAGAGGAAGAGGAGCGACAGCCUGGGGUCCGCCGAUGGAGCCGCCGAUGCUGGGGGUGGCGGUGAAGGGAAGGGUGCCAAGAGGAAGAAGCGUGCCGACCCUGGGGCUGAGUUUCGUGCCAAGCGUGCCGGAGGGGAUGUGAAGAAGCGUGGAACCUCUGUCAACCCCUAUGCCUAUGUGCGUCUCUCCAAACAGCAGCUCAAUAGAAGGAAGAAGGCAAAAUUCGAGGGGCAGUUUGGCAGCCUCGUCAGGGGGGCGAGGAAGGGGGUGGCGGGGGGCAAGAGGAAGGGGGGGAGGAAGAAGUGAGGAGGAGGAGGAGGAAAUGAAGAAGAGGAAGAGGAGGAGGAGGUGAAGUGAAGAGGAAGAAGAAGGGGAGGAAGAGGAAGGAAAGUGAAGAAGAGGAGGAGGAGGAAGAAGAGGGAAGAGGAGGAGGAAGAGAAGUGAAGAGGAGGAAGAAGAGGGAAGAGGAAGAGAAGUGAAGAGGAGGAAGAAGAGGAAGAAGAGGAGGAGGAGGAAGAGGAAGAAGAGGAGGAGCAGGAAGAAGAAGAAGAAGAGGAGGAGGAGGAGGAGGAUUGAUAUAUAUGUGUGUCAUUAUUAUUAUUAUUCCUCUUCUUCCUCCUCCUCCUCCUCCUCUUCCUCUUCCUUUCUUGUCAUAAUUUACUCCAUGUCUUAUACCUCAUUGUCUUCCUCCUCCUCCUGCUCCUUGUCCUUCUUCUCGAUGCUAAUAGAGGAAGGGGUCACUUGUAUAAACCUAAAUAAACACAAUAAUAAGAAUAAUAAUGUCAGGGUGAAUUUAAUAUUAAGUCUUUAUUGUUACAAGAAGAAGAAAUAUAUAUAAUUGUUAAGAUUA